Molecule: messenger RNA, 2569 nt
Organism: Nannospalax galili (Upper Galilee mountains blind mole rat)
Lineage: Eukaryota; Metazoa; Chordata; Mammalia; Rodentia; Spalacidae
Gene: Psmd9
Product: proteasome 26S subunit, non-ATPase 9
Exons: 6
Coding region: 129-800 (223 amino acids)
Biological process (GO): proteasome regulatory particle assembly
Cellular component (GO): nucleus; cytoplasm
Molecular function (GO): protein binding
Source: RefSeq, a predicted model, not a curated record
AUUUCACUUUCCCUCGCGCUCGCGGGCUAACUGGGGUAUUUUGGCCCUCGCGUGGAGCCGUCGCUGCAGUUUCUUCUGGCGUCGGUAGCCGGGAAACCGAGUGUCCCAGACUCUAGCUGAGGCCCAGGAUGUCUGGCCAAGAAGCCAAUAAGAGCGGGGACUCCUCCGCCGCCCGCGCUGCCGCCGUCAGCGACAUCCAGGAGCUGAUGCGACGCAAGGAGGAGAUAGAGGCGCAGAUCAAGGUCAAUUACGACGUGCUGGAGAGCCAAAAAGGAGUUGGGAUGAACGAGCCGCUGGUGGACUAUGAGGGCUACCCCCGGGCAGACGUGGACCUGUACCAGGUCCGGACAGCAAGACACAACAUUAUCUGCCUACAGAAUGAUCAUAAGGCGGUGAUGAAGCAGGUAGAGGAGGCCCUGCACCAGCUACAUGCUCGGGACAAGGAGAAGCAGGCCCGGGACAUGGCCGAGGCUCAUGAAGAGGCCGUGAGCCAUAGGCUGAGCUCAACUGACAGCCACAACCUUCCUCAGGCCUUUGCCAAAGUGAACAGCAUCAAUCCUGGCUCUCCAGCCAGUACUGCGGGCCUGCAAGUGGAUGAUGAGAUUGUGGAGUUUGGCUCUGUGAACACCCAAAACUUCCAGUCACUGCAGAAUGUUGGCAGUGUAGUGCAGCACAGUGAGGGGAAGCCCCUGAAUGUGACUGUAAUCCGUAGAGGGGAGAAAUACCAGCUCAUACUUGUUCCAACACGCUGGGCAGGAAAAGGACUGCUGGGCUGUAACAUCAUUCCUCUGCAGAGAUGACUGUCUCUGGGGAACUGCAGGAAAGCUUCAGCCUUGCCCUGGGCUCGGAACUGGUGGGGGGUUCCUCACUCUAUUCGCUCCCUGAAUAAGGAUCUGAAGAGGGUGGAAGUCUGAACAUCAAGGUGGUGGAAACACCGUGGCCUCCCGCUGUAGUUGCUCUGCAUUUAAGGCAUUAUUAAAAACAUGAUUUGUGCUUAGUGUCUUUUGCGAAUUAGGCAAUGGCCCUAUCUGGGAAUUUUCUAGUUUGUGAGCAUUGAGUAGGAAUUAUUCUGGCUGAUACUGAUUCAACUUCUAGGAAUUUAAAAAAUAUAUAAUACUUAGUUGAGAAUUUUCAUACAUGCAUACAAUGUAUUUCUAUCAUAUUUGUCCUUUCUCCAGCUCCUCCUGGGUUUUCUCCCCUUUAUAUCUCCCUCCCAACUUCCUGUCUUUUUUUCUAUAUAAUGCACUGAGUCCAGUUAGUACCACCCAUAUAUGCAUGUGUAUGUGGCCAUCCGCCCAAGCAUGGUCGACCUACCAGAGACCAUAUCCCUAAAGAAAACUGCUUCUCAGCUAGAGGUAGGGGCUUAUGUGUGUGUCCCUCCUUUUUUGUUGUUGGUUUUUUGUUUGAGACAAGGUCUCACUGUGAGUUAAGACUGGCCUGGAGUUCACUAUGUAGUCCCUAUUGGCCUUAAACUUGGGAUUGUCCUGCUCCACCUCCUAAGUGCUGGGACUAUAGGUGUGCACUGCCAAACCCAGCUCUUCGCACAAGUUUUCUCUUUUCAAAUAAACCGACCUUUGUAGUCCCGAUAUUACCAUUGUAUCCUCCCAACUGGAUUCUUCAUGAACCUCAAACCAAAGCUUAAAAGGAGUUGAAACAUCCUUAAAGAGUUGGCCAACCAAACCAGUUACUGGUGAGGUAAAGUUUUUCUGUUGUGCUGAAAAUUGAAGACUGGACUUCAUGCUCUAGGCAAGAAUACCACCACAGGGCUAUACCCUCUAACCCCUGAAGUCAACAUUUGACCAGCAUCUCUAUUCUGGAGCAUUCCUGCCUUGGAUACACAAUGUGCUAAUGUUCACUGCAUUCUCAUUAGGUGGGUCUAUAUGGAUCACCAUAGUUCCCUUUAGAGCAAAGGUCAAGAGGCCCCACAGGUAGCUCAGUGUGGUGUUGCUUUCUUCUAGUAACUCACUGGAGAGAAGCAAGCUCCCUUCUGUAUUAAAAAACCCCUGGAUAUAUCUUCUAAUUUGAUUUUUUUUAUAGCUGAGCUUCCUGGUCAUGUCCUGAGAUCAGCAGUUUCUUAAACUAAGUGUGCCUAACCUUGCUGAUGCCAACUAUGUUUAUAGAUAUGAUCUGAAAUGCUGCUUCCUCCUUGUACUUACUGUUGAAGAUGGUAAAAUGGGUUUGAGUGACUCCUAGUGACUCUGUUUUUCUUCCUUUUUCCUUGGUGCCCUAGUUAUUUCCCCAGCUCUCCCAGACUACUUUCUGUAUUGGAGAUCUGGCACAUUGUGCAGAGGAGGCCCAUGUUCCAUGUGAUUGCAUUGCUCAGGACAGAGGCUGACACCAGCCUUCUCUGAUGGCAGUCAGCAUUGACCUGUGCUUCCAGUAUGACUUCUUACAUUCUACUUGAAAGCCUUCCCCCAAACUGUGUUCCAGACACAGAGCCUCAUGCAUUCCUCUCUUGCUGUGUUUACCAAUAUUUGCUGUUUAAACUGUGUGUUCUAAUUCCAAGUAUUUUUCAGUCUUUUUUUUUUUAGUUCCAGACUAUAAUAAACAGAGCUUGUGUCAUUCAGUU